Messenger RNA from Aspergillus bombycis, 363 nucleotides. Its product is annotated as SCF ubiquitin ligase complex subunit HRT1. The record is from RefSeq and is a predicted model, not a curated record. NCBI's taxonomy places the organism in Eukaryota, Fungi, Ascomycota, Eurotiomycetes, Eurotiales, Aspergillaceae. The transcript is spliced from 3 exons. Gene Ontology annotation, biological process: protein ubiquitination; ubiquitin-dependent protein catabolic process. Gene Ontology annotation, molecular function: ubiquitin protein ligase activity; zinc ion binding; cullin family protein binding. Bases 1 to 363 code for a protein of 120 amino acids. Gene Ontology annotation, cellular component: nucleus; cullin-RING ubiquitin ligase complex.
AUGGCGGAUGUGGAGAUGAAAGAAGCUUCUGCUGGUACUUCGGCCAAGGGAAAGGGAGUAUCUAAGGCUUCCGAAGGUGCGAGUGAUGGCAAAAAGAAGUUCGAAGUCAAGAAAUGGAAUGCGGUGGCCCUUUGGGCGUGGGAUAUCGUUGUCGAUAAUUGUGCCAUUUGCCGGAAUCAUAUCAUGGACUUGUGUAUCGAGUGUCAAGCAAACCAAGGCUCAUCUACGACCGAGGAGUGUACAGUUGCCUGGGGGAUUUGCAACCACGCGUUUCAUUUCCACUGCAUAUCCCGUUGGCUGAAAACUCGCCAGGUCUGUCCCUUGGAUAACCGAGACUGGGAAUUUCAGAAGUAUGGUCGGUAA